AUGAUUACAUUGGCUUUCCUUCUUUUCGAUGGUUCGAGGAAAAACAGCAACAAUGAAGAUGCGGACAGAGACUCGGGUGGCUAUGGUCAGAAAGAUGGUUGUGAUGAUGUGAUGAAUGCCAAUUAUGGAGACUGUGGUAGUGGAGGAUGCAAUGGGGGCUGUGAGGGAGGAGUAGAUACCUUUGAGGUUGGCAGUGGUCAGAAAGAUGGCUGUGAUGAUAUGAUGAGUGCCAAUUGUGGAGACUGUGGUGCUGGAGGAUGCGGGGGCUGUGGAGGAGGAGAUGGAUAUGCAUUUGAAGUUGGCGGUGGUCAGAAAGAUGGUUGUGAUGACAUGAUGAACGCCAACUUUGGGUACUGUGGUGGUGGUGGUGGAGGAUGCAAUGCUAGCUGCAAAGGAGCUGGAUGUGUGGGAGGAGGAUGUCAUGAAAAGUUGAAGUCAUCAGUUCCAAGUCAUAUAUUAACACAACAAUUUCAACUGUACGGGCAAAAGAAGAACUGCAGCAGAACAUUUUAUCUGGGGACUGGGGUUCAAGGGAAUGACAACUUUGCCAACUGUAAUAAACUAAUCAUCCUCAAAUCUACACCAUUAUCAAGUCCCCAUUAA
Tripterygium wilfordii is the source of this 603-nucleotide messenger RNA. Its product is annotated as keratin-associated protein 5-1-like. NCBI's taxonomy places the organism in Eukaryota, Viridiplantae, Streptophyta, Magnoliopsida, Celastrales, Celastraceae. The transcript is spliced from 3 exons. The record is from RefSeq and is a predicted model, not a curated record. Bases 1 to 603 code for a protein of 200 amino acids.